GAGGGGGGUAUGAGCUGGAGAGAGUGCUGAGCAGGCAUUCAUGAGAUACAGUAAGAAAAGCGUCUUUCCCCCUGCCUCUCGCUUCAGAUGCAGGAAUGGACCAGAGAGCUGUGACUGUGUUAGCAGCAAAGAGAGAGCAUGAUUGGAUUGGAUUGGAGUGACAGCACUAUGCAUGAAGCACCAGCCGCUCUUUCUGUCAUAGGCUUUCUCAGUGCGAGGGGAUGGGAGAAACCAGGGAAUAAUUAAAGUGAGCUGAGCAUCUCUGAGCAGAGCAAUGUGGCCAAGAGGAACGGGGCACGGAAACUGCCUGCUAUUUGGAUAAUCUCUGAUUUUAGCCUCGGCUCUGUGCAGCUUGCUUAUUUUUUGAAUGGCAAUGUGGAGUCAAGGUUUUAUAUGGCAUUUGGGAUAAAAAGCAAGAUUACACUUACUAUUUUUUUAAAAAACAAAAACCAAAAUAUUUUCUUUGGGUGCAGUAUCUCUCUCUCUCUCUCUCUCCCCCCCUUUCCUUUUUUUGUAUAGCAGGGGGAGGGGGAGAGUGUGACAUCAAAGGGAAUGUUUUCUGUGCAGGAGAGACUUCUCAACAAGUCAGCACGUUGUUUCCUAACUCCUAGCUGAGCAGACUCCAGUUUGUCAACUGGCUGCUUUUACAGCACUUUACUCCUUGACAGGAUGGCAAGCAAAAGAACAUCUGGCACACAACAAUAGGGCGGGGGGAAGGUGAGGAAAAACCAAAUAAGGAAACUAUCCACAACCAACUCCCCAGUAAAAUAAAGCCUACAAAUACCUUUGUCAGUAAUAAUUGUGGAACUAUUUUGACGUCAUCAUGCGCAGGUCAAGCACGGAUGAAUCGACCUAUCACAGGAGCCCUUCUUUGGACAGCAAGGAUUACAGUUUUCCAAAUGGCGCCUUCCGUCGCUACAGCAGCAUGUAUGGCGGCCAGUUUGGGGCUGCAAGCAACUCUUUUUUUGGAUUCCACACCAACCCAGGCCCUAAGGCCACCAAGGCUAAGUACACAUCUCCCAAGGGGAACAAGUAUGUGGUCUUUUACUUGGAUCUCUCCUUUAUUUUUCUUCUAGAACUGAAGAGGUGCAGUAUGGCUCACAACUGCCUGCAGUGUAUUAAGUACCUCAUGUUUGUCUUCAACCUUCUCUUCUGGUUGGGAGGCUGUGGGAUCCUUGGAGUUGGCAUAUGGCUCGCUGUUACCCAAGGGAACUUCGCUACCCUCUCUUCUUCCUUCCCUUCCCUGUCAGCUGCCAACCUGCUGAUCGUCACAGGGACUUUUGUAAUGAUCAUUGGCUUUGUGGGAUGUAUAGGAGCCAUCAAAGAAAACAAGUGCCUCCUGCUCAGUUUUUUUAUCAUGCUGUUAAUUAUAUUUAUGCUGGAGCUAACCGUUGUGAUUCUCUUCUUCGUCUACACCGACAAGAUUGAUAAGUAUGCUCAGCGGGACCUGAAGAAAGGGCUUCAUUUGUAUGGAACUGAUGGAAAUAUUGGCCUAACUAAUGCAUGGAGCAUCAUACAAACAGAUUUCAGAUGCUGUGGCGUGUCAAACUACACCGACUGGUUUGAAGUGUACAAUGCCAGUCGGGUACCAGAUUCAUGCUGCUUGGAAUUCAGUGAGAAUUGUGGUCUUCAUUCCCCAGGGACCUGGUGGAAAGCUCCUUGUUAUGAAACAGUGAAAAUAUGGCUCCAGGAAAACCUGCUAGCAGUGGGAAUUUUUGGAUUGUGUACAGCUUUGGUUCAGAUUCUUGGAUUGACAUUUGCAAUGACCAUGUAUUGUCAGGUUGUCAAGGCAGAUACCUACUGUGCAUAAAAACCAUAUUCGGAGUCCAUCGGCCAUGUCUCUUCUCUACAAGAUGCACGAGGACUCUUCUUCAUGUUCAAUCAUCAAUUUUUUAAAUGUAAAAUAAACUGUGUAUAAUUCUCUCUGGA
Messenger RNA from Hemicordylus capensis (graceful crag lizard), 1929 nucleotides. RefSeq names its product tetraspanin 4 (gene TSPAN4). The record is from RefSeq and is a predicted model, not a curated record. The coding region runs from base 824 to 1810 and encodes 328 amino acids. The transcript is spliced from 7 exons. NCBI's taxonomy places the organism in Eukaryota, Metazoa, Chordata, Lepidosauria, Squamata, Cordylidae. Gene Ontology annotation, cellular component: membrane.